Messenger RNA from Drosophila erecta, 532 nucleotides. RefSeq lists its product as uncharacterized. The record is from RefSeq and is a predicted model, not a curated record. The coding region runs from base 36 to 515 and encodes 159 amino acids. Lineage: Eukaryota; Metazoa; Arthropoda; Insecta; Diptera; Drosophilidae. The transcript is spliced from 3 exons.
AAGUUAUAAAAUCGACUAGAAUAAACAAAAAAUCCAUGGGAUGCCGCUUGAGAAAAUGCUGUUGCCUGAUUUCCCUAAGAGUGGGUUGCAUGAUCAGUGCUCUAUUAUUAUUUUUCUUCGAACUUAUUGCCGUUCCCCUGGGAAAUGCAAGACCUUGCUGCGAUAGUUUGGAAGGUGCCUUGUCGGUUGCAUAUAGAGUUUUGGAAAUAGUGCAUUUCGUAGGCUGUCUAAUGCUAUUCGUCGCCUCAUUUGUGAAAACAUCCGUUCUUGUGCUGAUUUUCCUAUUCACGAGCUGUUUACGCACUGUGCUGCAUCCCGCAUUUCUGGUAGCUGAAGUUUUAAUUUGGGACGCAGACCUCAUCGAUAUAAGCUUGUCGAUCACUGGACUGUUUUUAGGUAUUUAUUUCUGGAUUGUGGCGUACGCCUUUUAUUUCAAGUGCAGGGAGGAGGUAUUGAUGGAUUCGCCCAGAGUAACCAUUUCGCGCAAAAUAGAUUCAAUUAUAUUAGUUGCCUAGCUCACCUGAAAAUUAUU